Molecule: messenger RNA, 1591 nt
Organism: Eremomyces bilateralis CBS 781.70
Lineage: Eukaryota; Fungi; Ascomycota; Dothideomycetes; Eremomycetales; Eremomycetaceae
Exons: 3
Coding region: 1-1527 (508 amino acids)
Source: RefSeq, a predicted model, not a curated record
AUGUCCGGCCUAAGGCUGCCCCUUAUAGGGUGGCUAGGGUACCUCCGCAUCUUUCUUCGCACUAUUGGGCUUCAUGUGUUGAAUUCUGUCGACCGCUGGUUCCUCCAAAAAGCUGCAGGCGAACAGCCCAAAGCAGUCAUUUACAAAUCACGGUUCAUCGCCCUUUUCCGAUGCUGUAUCCAUAUUGUGCCAGCGACGCUGUCCAUUUUUCUCCUCUCAAUAACUUUUUGCGGAUAUUUCAUAGGGUGGGAUUUAGCAGGAACCCCUGGAAAUUCAAGAACAUAUCUAUCGGUUCUCCAAGUGGCAGCAAAGACACAUUCGAGACGGAGUCCCUUUGGCCUCCUUGGCUCCGCACUAAGCUUCAGUCAACUGAGCUUCUUCUGGACCCAAGAUUUUAUUGGUGCAGUAUCCUCGAAAGCCAACUGCAAAGCAAACCGAGGUCUCAUAUUUUACCUAUUCAUCACCGGACUACUAGCAACUUCGACUGGCCCGGCAUCAGCGAUUUUGAUGAUCGCAAGAAAAGUCGAGAUGCCGGCUGGAGGAACAUCGUAUUAUGUCAAAGGGAGCGCUAGUCAACUUUGGCCCGAUACCAUUGGGAUUGAACAUUAUGAUCCGUUCCCUGAAUUGAAUUCGGGAGCCGGGAAGUUCCAGUGCAUGUCGCAUCAUGCACAUUUGAGCUCGUUCUGCCCUAACGGAGGACCGCCUGAAUAUCCGGGGAAAUCGACAGCACACCACGGGGAGCCUCUCAUGCUCCCUUCUGGUGUUGGCGUUUUGAUUCGGAGCCUUGAGGGGAUGGUAUCCUCAUUUACAAUGGAUGGCAGAAUUCGUGGCUCGCACGGCGAACGUGAGACUAUUACAGUUGGUACGCACGCACCAACGAUUCUUCUGCAACAGAGACUCAAUAAGGACUGGACCGAUGCUUUAUAUAACAAACACCUUCCGGGACCCAGUUACUCUCGACUCAAGUACUACGAAACACAACGAGCGGUCGUACUCACUCGAGUGCCUGUUGUCCGAUGUGUAUGUGUGCUGCAAGACCCGAAUGCCACGACUCGCAGGAUUUUUAUGCCUGUAUUGCCAGAAUUCAAACGCGCAACUUCGGAGGACAAAUGGGUAAAUGAGGUUGUAUUGGUCACCAUCUCCAGUUUAGCAACUCACACAUUCUCCAAAGCGGCCCGAGUCUCCUGGGUCGACCAGAAUAUAACAGGAUUUCCUCCAGAACAUCGUAUGACAACUGGACUCCUCUUUGAGGCCCCUUGGGGAAGCAACCAAAGCCGAAGUGCAUUUGGAUGCUCUAUCGAUGCACGCUGGGCGAACGCAGAUACCAUUAUUGAAUAUCCGGGCUUCUCCGAGUCUAGGAUCACGGCCACGAUGCGUGAUAAGCCGGACAAUGGGUUCAUUAAUAGUUUUCUUCCACAUCCAGAGCCAUCGGCCGGAUGGAGUCGCAUAAACGUAACCCCGGAGUGGCUAGAAACCGUGAAUUUCAAGCUGCCAUCGAACUCUAGCGGCAAAUACGAACCACGAUGAACCGCUUUAAAGGCUCUUAUCAUUGCCCCUGUGGGGGAUUGGUUGCAAAAUGUGGCGAAGAUCC